UUAGAAGAAGGGGGGGCAGCUACCACAGCGUGCUUCAGUUCUCUGCGAAGACGCUGUUCUUUCAACAAAGCUGCCAAUGCUGAAUAACAUCUAUACGGUCCGGCCGCGGUACCUAGACUUCGGGUUGUUGCCGCGGGCUUCAGCAACGACAUAGCUUCCGCCCCCCCUCUUUUUAGGACGCGAGUGGUGCGGCCCAACGGGCAACCGCUUCCUCCUCCAGUUCGCUUGGCUUCCAAGUCUUUGCCGCCGCCUCAGAGGCGGAGGAAGGUUGGGCGAGGGGCCUCUUGCGUGCGUGGCGGAGUCCUUCUCGCGCGGGCCCCAAGAUGUCGGUGGCGUUCGCGGCACCCAGGCAGCGGGGGAAAGGCGAGAUAACGCCGGCGGCUAUCCAGAAGAUGUUGGAUGAAAACAACCACCUUAUUCAGUGUAUAAUGGACUAUCAGAAUAAAGGGAAGACAUCAGAAUGUUCUCAGUAUCAGCAGUUGUUGCAUACAAACUUGGUCUAUCUAGCAACAAUAGCAGAUUCCAAUCAGAAUAUGCAAAGUAUAUUGCCUCCACCACCCACACAGAAUAUGCCCAUGGGUCCAGGAGGGAUGAAUCAGAGUGGCCCUCCUCCUCCUCCACGUUCUCACAAUAUGGGUUCAGAUGGGAUGGUAGGUGGGGGCCCUCCUGCACCACACAUGCAAAACCAGAUGAAUGGCCAGAUGCCUGGACCUAACCACAUGACUUUGCAAGGACCUGGGCCAAACCAGCUCACUAUGACAAACAAUUCCAUGAACAUGCCUUCAAGUAGUCAUGGCUCAAUGGGAGGUUAUAAUCAUUCUGUACCAUCUUCUCAAAGCAUACCUGGGCAAAAUCAGAUGACAAUGAGCCAAGGACAGCCUAUGGGCAAUUAUGGUCCCAGACCAAAUAUAAGCAUGCAACCAAACCAAGGCCCAAUGAUGCAUCAGCAGCCUCCUUCCCAGCAAUAUAACAUGCCACAGGGAGGUGGGCAACAUUAUCAAGGACAACAGCCACCAAUGGGAAUUAUGGGCCAAGUUAACCAGGGAAACCAUAUGAUGGGACAGAGGCAGAUUCCUCCAUACAGACCACCCCAGCAAGGCCCACCACAGCAGUACUCAGGCCAGGAAGACUAUUAUGGGGACCAAUACAGUCAUGGUGGACAAGGUCCUCCAGAAGGCAUGAACCAGCAAUAUUACCCUGAUGGUCAUAGUGAUUACGGUUAUCAGCAACCGUCGUAUCCUGAACAAGGCUACGAUAGGCCUUAUGAGGAUUCCUCCCAACAUUACUACGAAGGAGGAAAUUCACAAUAUGCUCAACAGCAAGAUGCAUAUCAAGGACCACCUCAGCAGCAAGGAUAUCAACAGCAGCAGUACCCAAGCCAGCAAGGUUACCCUGGACAACAGCCAGGUUAUGGUCCUUCACAAAGUGGACCUGGACCCCAGUAUUCCAAUUAUCCCCAAGGGCAAGGCCAGCAGUAUGGGGGAUAUAGGCCUACACAACCUGGCCCCCCACAGCCCCCACAGCAAAGGCCUUAUGGAUAUGACCAGGGACAGUAUGGCAACUACCAGCAAUGAAAAACGUAAUUUGAGUACAAUAGCCAGUAUCUGUUAGCAGCCGUAUUGUCUUGUCAGCGCUGUGGACUUCUUGUGAAGAGAAUCUUCCAUUCCACUUAGUUUUGGAAACAAAAAUACUCUCCCACAUUGUCGAUAAAUGGCUGUUUUACAGUGUUUUUGCCUGUUUGGGCUAGUUAUAAACAGAAGAAAUAUUCUUUUUGAAAAGCAAAUUUCACUUCUGUACUCUAGAUGGCAAUAUUGGACAGAAAAUGCAUUGACAAACAAUUUUUUUGCAAUGAGCUUAGAACUGUAUAUCAAACUGUUACAGUCUGAAAUGUAUGAACAGCAUUGUAUGUUUAUGAAGGUUAAGGGAAUUUAAUAUUUUUCCACAGAUUCUUUUUUGUAAGGGGAAAAUUUUUACAGCAGCAAUAUUUUGUAUAUUAUGUUUUUCAUAUGGAAUAUGCAAGGCAGUACACUACACACUGGGCAAGGUCAGAAAACCCAUAUAGAUAGGAAAUAUAGAUUGAGACAUGAUGAAUUUUUGAUCAUGGUCAUCUCAAAAUAUGCAAGAAGGAGAGCUGGAAAAGGAUGUUACUGAAUAUAUUCCAUUGGCAGACUCUUGUAUGCAGAAUUUAAAUCCUAGUUAUUUAAAUGACAAGAUGAUCAUGGGCAAUAUGACGGUUUAUAAAGAAAUAAUUUUGAAAGAUUUUGUGUGAAAUUAUUUUGUAAAAAUCGUUUCUAGCAGUGACAAUUUUCUGUUCUUUUGUUUUGUUACGGAAUAUGUUUGAGUUGAAUUUGUAAGUAUCUUGCAAUGGUUUCACAUAACCCAAGCUGUAAUCUUUUUAAAAAAUUACAGUGGCAAGGAUUUUGAAAGUGUUCAUUUAACCUGGCUUGAAUAUACAAAGUAUUUAAAGCAAAUAUAGAUAGAUUGAUGCAUAUUUUAUUUCAUAAGUGUAUUUAACUUUUGGUAGGAUAAUUUGUAUGUAACAAGAAUAGUAUAGAAGCUUUGGUAAAACUGUCUAAACGUUCUCCUCUGAGAGCUAAUAUCAUUAAGAAAGGAGACAUUUGUUGUGUAUGUCCAUGUUUGUACUGGUUAAUACGAGACCAAGAGUAAAUUUUAGUGAGGUUUUUAAAAAUGCCAAAUUCUUUUGUGAACUACAUAAUGCUUACAGUGUUGUAUGUGAAGUUGCCACCACCUGGAUGAACAGCAUAGCCAUAGAGAAGACAAGCUGCUGAAACUGUCUUGCAGUUGUUUUGGGUACACUACUGAAUACGGUGUGCAAAGGAAUGUGAGCAUUCUAACAUUCAGAUGUUUGAACGAAUGCAAAUAAAAUCAGCCCAGAAUAUUCAUCAUAUUUUGCUAUAUUUUAACACAGAGAUAGCAUUUAUGUAUUUUAUCUUCUGGAUUUAUUACCUAAAAUACGCAUUUUUCCAUAAUGUUAAGUAGAGAACAAAGUUGUUUUUACAUUGGUUGCAGAUUAAAAUCAAGUUUUGAAUCAAAACUCAAGGAAUAUUGGUAUAAAUGAAAUGCAUUAAGGUUCUGUGCCAAUUUUCCACCACUGUGUACUUCAUUGCUAUUUAAAACUGUACUUCAUCUACUCUAACAGAAGAAUAAAUUAUUUGUGAUUUUAA
Messenger RNA from Eublepharis macularius, 3185 nucleotides. It is a transcript of the gene SS18, whose product is annotated as SS18 subunit of BAF chromatin remodeling complex. The transcript has 11 exons. Gene Ontology annotation, biological process: positive regulation of transcription by RNA polymerase II. The coding region runs from base 324 to 1574 and encodes 416 amino acids. Lineage: Eukaryota; Metazoa; Chordata; Lepidosauria; Squamata; Eublepharidae. The record is from RefSeq and is a predicted model, not a curated record. Gene Ontology annotation, molecular function: transcription coactivator activity. Gene Ontology annotation, cellular component: nucleus.